AUGACGUCUAACCAUUUGGCUCUUAAAGUUGGAGAUAGUGAAAAGAGCACUGACGAAAGCAUUCAAAAGACGACAGUCCGCAGAGAUGUAAACGGAGAAACAAAUAAAACUUUUCCGGAAGAGAUUUUUCAAAAAAGACGUGGAACCACAAAUCUGGGUAUAGAAUACGAAGUUCUUGUUACCGCCAACAUCGCACUACAAUUGAUAAGCGACAAUAAAAUAAAAGACUUCCGUAUUUCGUCGAAUAAUGAAACUUUUGGUGAUUUCGACGACGUAGUUGUCGAAAUGGAGACAGAUCGGGGAAUCGAAAUAAAAGCACUCCAAUUAAAACAUGGCAAUAAAAAAAAGUACAUAACAAAAAAGAACUUAGAAAAAAGUAAAGACUACAACUUAACCAAAUAUUUCAAUUCUUUCCAAGAGACAAAGGACAAAGCAGACGUAUUUAUAUUAUUUACCAACAAUAAUAUUAACGAAGAUGAAUUUAAACCCCAAGGGGAAAAUUUUUGCUUGAAACCGAUCAAAGUAUCGAUGUCAGAAGAUAUCCUCGACACUUUGAAAAUUUCUGAAGAUAUAAAUUAUUAUUAUAAAUUUAAAAUUAUAGAAGAGAAAUCGACUGAACAAAAUCCUCAAACAAUUCAGCAAUAUCAAACAUUCUUGAAACAAUUUUAUUUCUAUACAGACCAAGAAGAUUUGGAAACUCUUAAAAAAUCAACAAUGGAAAGGUUUAUUAAGAUUUUUUGUUCUAACGAAGCCACUUUCAAACAAUACGUUAGUGUCAUUUCAAGCUGGAGUAUAAGAGCAGGAAAGAAAGAAAAACUAAGCAAAGAAAUGACGCAACGUGCGAUUGCACUUUGUCUGCUGUCUUCUCAGGUCGAACCUCAUGCAUCUAAUGGUCAAGUCACAGACAAAAUGGCAACCCUUCGAGAGGCUAUUCGUGUGUUCGCCAUUACGUUGUUGAAAGAAGAAAACAGUAAACUAGCUACAACAUUGUGGGCCAAUUGGAAAAAAAACAUUCAUCUGGAGGACUUAGAUAAAGCGCAUUCACGUUUUUCUGUUUUUUUUGAUUAUAUAAGCAGUUUAGAGGAUAUGGAUGCAAAAUCGAUAACACAAUUGCUUUGGCUGGCGGAGAAAUGUCCACUAAUAGUAAAAGAAUACAACACUAUUGGAAAAGCUGUUCAGCUGUGUAGGGAUGGAAAAUUUAUUUUACUUGGUGACGGAAAAUGGAAAGAAUGGAUGAAAGAUCUUUCGGUAUUUGAGAAAUUAUCGCAGUUAGAGGGAAAGCCUGAACUGUAUCAAAAAGUGCAACAAAAUUUUAAUAUUUUUCAGCAAGAAAUAGCAAAAUUAACCGUGAAUGAACUUUUAGAAAUAUCAAACGUACAACGGCAUCCAUCGACAUAA
This is a messenger RNA of Zophobas morio, 1398 nucleotides long. RefSeq lists its product as uncharacterized. Bases 1 to 1398 code for a protein of 465 amino acids. The transcript has 3 exons. Lineage: Eukaryota; Metazoa; Arthropoda; Insecta; Coleoptera; Tenebrionidae. The record is from RefSeq and is a predicted model, not a curated record.